AUGACUGAUGUCAAAUUCUUCUUCUUCCCCGGUGCCUGCUCCCUAGCACCACAUAUCCUCCUGCACGAAGCUGGCAUCGACUUCACACCAUUGAAGGUAGAGAGAAAUGGAACUGAAGUGGUAUUCCCGCAAGAGUACCGCGAUGUGAAUCCUAAGAUGCGGGUGCCAGUUAUCGUUGUCGGCGAUGAAGUCAUCACCGAGCUUCCUGCCGUCUGCGCCAUCAUAUCCCAGCUCUCGAAAGAGAAGAAGUUUAUGGGACGAACACCACUUGACACCGUCCGAGUAUACGAGUGGCUCAACUACCUCUCGGGAACCGUCCAUGCGAGUGCAUUCGGGCACCUGUUUCGCCCAUGGAGAUGGACGACGUCGGACGAUCUUGAAAUCCACAACGUAAUCAAGGAGAAGGCUAGAGAGAACAUCACUGUGUCCUUUGAAUACAUAGAGAGCCGGUUGAGAGAUGGGAUAGUGUAUGCAGUAGGACAUGACCUUACUGCAGUCGAUGCAUUUUUGUAUGCCAUGUACCGGUGGGCCAAGUCGAGUGGUCUUGUCUUGACGCCUUAUCCAAAGUAUGCACGACUCGUGGAGAACAUUGAGAAGAGGGAGACGAUGAAAGUUACGUUGGAGAAAGAGGGAUUGGACAAUAUUUCCCUGUAA
Messenger RNA from Aspergillus versicolor CBS 583.65, 654 nucleotides. Its product is annotated as glutathione S-transferase family protein. The transcript has a single exon. NCBI's taxonomy places the organism in Eukaryota, Fungi, Ascomycota, Eurotiomycetes, Eurotiales, Aspergillaceae. The record is from RefSeq and is a predicted model, not a curated record. Bases 1 to 654 code for a protein of 217 amino acids.